Messenger RNA from Porites evermanni, 6188 nucleotides. NCBI's taxonomy places the organism in Eukaryota, Metazoa, Cnidaria, Anthozoa, Scleractinia, Poritidae. The record is from the annotation of a GenBank genome assembly.
AUGGCAGUCAUUGGCGGCUGUUGCCUUCUUCUACUGGUUUUAUAUCAGUGUUUAAAGGCCGGUAUGUUUUUUAAAACCGAGCCACCGGCUGACUCGCCAGAUGGAGAGAAAGGUGGAUACGCGGAACUCGGCGAAGCGUAUGGCACCGAAACGGAUGAUGAUUACGUCGGGCCAUCUUCGAAAGCAACAAGCCGAAGAAGUAGCUUUAAUACAAGUGGGAGUAAGUCGGAUGGCGAGCUGGCGCUUGGUGACAGCGCUUCUGUGUACGGUUAUGGGAAAUACUCCGAUGGGGAGUACAGUCCUGCUAACGCAAGACGUGCUGUCUCAGCUUAUGGGGAAGCGAUUGACAUCGGCCAGGAGGAAUUUCUGUCAAUUGCUGGAAGGCUGCAAGUAUCGGCAAGUUAUGCGCCAACAGCAGAAAAGUUGGCGGUGACUGUGCUCCGGGCAGAGGAUGUUCCUACAAAGCACCGAGGAGGUGCCGCUACUGUUCAAGUUCGUGUCGUACUUCUCCCGUCAAAAAAACAACGCUUCAAAACAAAAGCAAAACCAGCUACGAAUCCGAACUUUCACGAGACGUUUACAUUCAGUCGAGUUCCUCAAAGCGAUUUGCAUGAAAGUGGCCUGAGGUUUAGAUUGUAUGGUCACGAAAAACUUACACGAGAUAAACUGCUAGGAGAAAUGACAGUUAGUCUAACAGAGUUUGACUUGGAAGGCGACGGAGAAGCGCUUUGGCGAACUCUUACCCCAAGAAAUGCCCUAAGCGUAAGUACAAUAUUAAAACGUAUAUUUGCAAUGUUUUACCCGUAUCUUUUGCUCUUCUUUUUAAGAGAAUUCUCCCAAUAACGUUUGUUAUUUCAGCUGAUCAAAGGGUGUCUUUAUUUUUCGUGACUGGUUAGUUGCCCAAGGGAAAAGUAAAAAUAAUACAUAUAUGGUGGUUUAAGACGAAGUAUUUUUCUCGUUCACUAAUAAUUCUUAAUUUCAUUUGGUUGACUCGAUGAUCAGUUCAGAAUUUUUAUUCGCUUCUUCCUUUAGUGGAAAUUACGGGGUUUUUUCUCUUUCUGAACUACGUGGUUUGGUUGAACCGCGUAGCCGAUAUUUCUUGUUUUUCCUGUCAGUAGAGACACUUAAAUUGUGGUCAGUAUUAUUUGAAGGAACACUCAGAACAUUACUGUUAAAUCACACUAAUACUGGAUAGUGAAUAAGCUGUAUGCAAAUCUAGCUAGCGAUUUAAUCAAGUGGAACCAAUGAAAAGGUGGCGUAUUUUAAAUAUCCAUUGUCCUUUGUUGGUGACACGCGUCUCCUACUAAAGCUAACAAUAUGAACAACGCUUAGUGCUUCGGGAGCGGAGAUUCUUUUGGCAGAAAGGGACACAACAAAACUCAUAAUCGCUUACAAAUGAGAAUUUUUUGCAAACCGAUCACUUUAUCAUGUUUAUUGUAGACGUUGUACCAAAAACCUCGCGCUAUAAUUAUUGGCCCACCAUUAACUUAGUUUGGAACGCAAGAAACUCACUGAUGCGAUUAAAUAUUUUCUAUAGCAAUCUUCUGGAUGCAUGAAAUGGUUUUCAAUCCUCUUUCACGGAUCAAUGGAAAUUUGUAUCAUUGUCAUUAUGCCUUUUUUCCUGAAGGGAAAACUGCGUAAAAAAGUUAAACAUUCUCAUUUCCUUUGAGGUAACCACGUCCCUCCUCAAGGUCUGAUCAUAAUCCUGUUUUACAGAAUACGAAGUUAGUAUGCAAAUCAGAACAAAAAUAUAUGAAUAUAUAUAUUUAUUUUUUGUUGUUAUGUCUGAGAUAUAUAGGUACUAUUUAAUACCAAAGGAUGCCUAGUCUGUUAGAGUGAAAAAGUGCUUUUAUCAAUAAACAACCGAUACAUUGAUAAUGAACUAAAGGUGUUUUUAUUAUUUUUCAUGAUCAUAUUUUUAAAAAUUUGUUUCUUUAUUGUAGGCUUCUGACUCAAUGUAUGAUCUUUCUGACACUGGAAGCGUCAAAAGUUAUGGGUCGUAUGGUUCUGUUUCGUCUCUUGCUAUGGCUCAAAGCGGUGCUCCAGAAUUGUUGGUUUCCCUGUGUUAUCAAUCUCUUACAGGAAGGUUAACAGUAGAAGUGCUGAAAGCAAGCAACCUGAGAAAUGUGUCCAUGCAGCGUGCACCAGGUAUGCGGAAUGAAUAAUUAGUGAAACUUACCGUUACGUUCUAACUUGAUUUGUCUUUUAUUUCUCAAAAAGCAACAAUAUAAACAGUGUAUUAAUAUCAACUUCUCUUCUCCUUUUGACCUUAAUUUUUUUUGGCAUGGAGGGUAUAGCUUGAAUGGAGAUCCCGAGAAAGGUGUUAACUUAGAAUACAGUUAUCGCUCUAGACAUGUAGUCUGCGAGGGACGCCACUGAAGAACACAACGCUUUAGUCUUUCAAAAACACGCAACUAAGCACUGUUUAGUUUUAAAGAAAUCGGGAAGAACAAAACGGCGUCUGCUCUUAAUACAACCCCACACAAACUUCACAUGUGGUUAAAUAAGCUGAGAAUUCUUAAGCUGAAAAGGUCCGCUUUUUAUGCCCCGCUCAUUGCGUCCUAAUCAACAAGGGGAUACUCUGGAUACUUUCCACGUUUGGAUAAUUUAAGUUUUCUCAGAUUUAACUUGCUUGAAAAGGUUUUAAAAAAUAAACUAAAAUCAUAGCAUUAAAAAUGGCGGAUAGCUCGCGUGGGAGGAAAAAGGAAAGAACACUUGGCAAUGACGUGGGACCUAAACCCACAACAACAGGAAAAAACAUUGACAAGAAAUGGGAGGCUUUUCAUCUGCCAUGCCUCCUGAAAAUGGAUCAUUAAUCUAAAAUACUUCAGUGGUCAGUGACCAAUUGCGCAUGAUCAAAUCUAUUAUUUUUCAACUGCUCCAUAGAAAACCUAAAGCCACUUCAGUGUUUAUAAUAAUAAUAACGUAUGUAAGAAUUUAAAAGCAUCCUCUUCAUUUACUCUUAGCUUAUUGCACAGAAGAAUCUGUAAAUAGUAGGAAUACUAGUUAAAUAGAACAUGAGACUGGGUUUUUUUUAAAGCAUUAGUAAACACAGUAACUAUGUGCUUAGGCAGUGUUCAUAUAUAAACUUAGGCGUAACCGGAAAUCCCGCGCUCAGUCUAAUCUUAAACUUUUUCCGACUACUACAUCAGAAACACAAACUCCUCCGCAUUACGCAGUAAAUCAUAAGCACAUUCAUCUCAGAAACGUAACUGGCGCAAUUUCUCAUUCACUACUGACAGAUUCAUACGUGAAAGUGUCUUUAUUGUCUCCAUCUGGCAAGCAAGUUGCAAAAAGUAAGACCACCAUUAGGAAGAGUAUGGUCGACCCAGAGUACAAUGAGAGUUUCAUGUAUGAAAUAUCCGAGAAAGAUCUUCACAUGGUCACUUUAACAAUCGCUGUUAUUGCGAUAUCAAAGACAAGGAAGAAAAAAGACAUGAUAGGAUGGUUUUCACUUGGAAAAAAUUAUAGUGGCCAAGAGGAGAUCAGGCACUGGAAUGACAUGAUUCAAGAAAAAGAACAAAAUAUUAGUCGAUGGCACGUUUUAGCUGAUGCAUAACCGCGUGUAAAUGUAACUUUAAACUCAGUAAACAUUUAAAAAGCAGUGAAAAAAAUAGAAUAAGUUAAGAUUUGAAUGGCAGUAUUCGCAUGAAGUAGAGGAAUCGAAUUUAUGCAAGUAACUGCUAUCAUACCAUAUAAAUGAAUAAUCUAAGGGUAAAAGGUUGACAUUCCUAACUAAAAUGAUUGGAUAAGAUAUUUUAUGGUUUUUUUUUAUUAUCAUUAAAUUAUACUUAGAUAAAAAUAAACGAAUUGGAAUUGCCAUCUUAAAGGAUUUUUGUUGCGAUUGAAAGAAACGUAUUCUCUGUUGUGUGUAACUAGGUUUGAACCAUCCAAUCACUUCACACUUUCAACUUUAACGUUCUACGCUUUAGCAUUCAUAUCUCUUUGCUUCUUAAAUAUUUUAUUUUUUGUAAAUAAUCAAAGUUUCGGAACCGCCUAGUGCUUUGCACCAUACAAUUAGACUAAGUACACAGACUCCAAUCGCAGCAAAAAUCGUACAGUAAUCGUUCAAAUGUAACAAACAAGUACUAAAAGCAAACUCUUGUAACAAGAGUCUACUGGUGAAUGAAUAGUUUAAGAGUGGAUAUCGUUAUUAUCUCCACCAUUAUCAUCAUCGUCGUCAUCACCGCCACCUUCAUCACCACCACCAGGCCAUCCGCAACAUCCUCCUCCUCAUCAUUUUUUGUUGUUGUUAUUAUAAGCUAACUGCUGCUGGUCAGGUACACUGAAAAACAAUGAAAAAUCAUCCUGGAACGCGGGCGUUUCUCUUGCAAAUAAAUCGGCGUUAUUAAAAGUGAUCAAUUAAAAAUAAAGACACUCAGUAAUAACAGCAGAGUUAUAUCAAGGUUUACUUUGUGUUCGUAGUAAGUGUAGAGGAUCGUUUGGAAAACCAACACUCCUUGAAUCAAAUAAUGAACUGUUUUUUUCAAUAAAGAUCAGACAAUUCAGCUUUUAGACUUCUACUUGUUGUAUGCACAAUUCCCAUGCACUUUUGUACCCAAAUGAAUGCCGGGACUGGUCUGUUCCAGCGGAAUCCCCACUUCUGAAUUGUAUCAGAUACUUAUAAAUUAUCAACGAACCAUGUGAACUGAUCCGUUGUUGAUCAAACACUGUAGUACACGGUCAUGGAACAAAACCUGCCCAGUGAAACCUACAGAGUUGAUAAAAGGAGGAGAGGAGUCAAUCGUUUGGUUGGAAUUGAAGACCGAACUGAUGCGGGGAAGGAGAAACCUUUCCAGUCCUCAAUUAUUCGAGCUUUAGAAUUUCAGCUAGACUUGACGAAUAAGAAAUACUAAUGCACGCACACGAACAAAACAUCUAGUCAAAAUAGUCUAGAUAACUGAAGCCCUACGCUCAAAGUCCUCAAACAAUCUGUUAUAAACCAAAUUUCACUUCAGUAGAAAAGGGAUUGAACUAAAAAUGGAAAUUGAACUCACCUGAAUUAAUGCCCUUUAAAGUGGUUACGUCACAUAGAUAAUGCCGUUUUAGGCGGUCUAUUCUGUGCUGACCCAACUUUUACUCGUUUCAAUCCAUCUCCAUCCUUGUCACCGGCUGCAACAGACGACAGCAAACAGAUUCAAUCUAUAAUUAAAGUCUUAAAGAUCAAAACUGGACCAUUAUUUUUGGGAUACAAUUAAUGCGAGGACAGGUUUUAACAGUUUAAAAAGAUAGCAACUAGCAUGACAUAGACCUUUAAAUCUUUAUUUCCAAUGUGAACUGAGUUGACCCGUGGUGACGUGAAUUAUUGAAUUAUCACAUGAUGGUCAGCGUCUUCAUUUGCAACUGGCACAGACUUACCCUCUGCUGCUUUUUUUUUCAGAUACCUAUGUUAAGGUGGCCAUGUUUAAUUCCAUUGGGCAGCAACUAUCUAAAAGCAAAACGUCCAUACGACGUAGCAUGUGUGACCCAGAGUAUAACGAGAACUUUGUGUUCCAGAUUAUUGAAUUUGAACUACCGAGCGUAAGCCUCAUGUUUUCUGUCGUCAACAUAAAGAAAAUGAGACGGAAGGAGAUAAUAGGAUGGUUCUCGAUGGGACGAGAUAACACUGGAGAGGAUGAAGAAGCCCAUUGGAAAGAAAUGAUCGAAGCCAAAGGACAGCCGAGAAAAAGAUGGCAUGUUCUUAGUGCUGUGGAUUAUUAAAUUAGUUUAUUUCUUCAAAUUAAAAAGACUAUUCGGCUACUUAACUGAGCAGUUAAUUGCAUAUAAAGAGAAAACUACCCUAGACUUCUAUUUAUUUGUUCAUUAACUACAGUGUUUAGUUUUUUGUUAAAGAACAAUUAUUUUUAUUAUUAUUUAAAGUAAACUACUUUUUUAUUUGUAGGAGUUCGUUCUAAAAGCUUUCAUUCACAUUUUUUGUAUUUUUUUGGAGAUUAAAUGUGUUCUGAACUGUCGCAAAUGGUAAGACAUUGCUUGCAAAGAGAGCAAUGGAGCGUUUGCACAAAAAUAAAGCGGUGGUCUUGACAGAGCAUGGCAGACCGGAGAUACGUCACAAAGUAAAUCAUUCUAUAACUUAAUUAAGCCAGCAAGACGGCCAUUAUGACUGCAUAACAACAGCGGUUCUAAAUUGCACCCACUUAUUAAUGACCUGAUCGCAAAAUUAAGUUCCCUGAAUAAAGAAAAGGAAGAAC